ACGAGCAGAUACGCCCCUUGGAGUUGUAGCAGUCAAGUCAACCACGAUGAAAGUCCUGUUGCUUUUCAGCGUUUUUCUGGUAGCGGCGUGGGCUCAACAGCCGGUGCCUUGUGAGGUACCUAAUACAUGGCACGCCACACAGAUCCAGAUGGACAUCACCAAGAAAUUUGCAGAGAGGGCUCACAUUUCUUAUGAUGCCAUAAACCAGAGAAUCAGGAAGGUCGAGGAGGUGUAUUUCAACGAAGAUAGGGAAUACUACGAUGUCUUAUGGCUUCAUAAUGAGGGAAUGGAAUACAGACUCAACCUGAGAACCAAAAUGUGUAAUGUCACUGCUCUCACCAGACCCUUCAGGAAGAUCGGCAUCCCGGCCAAUGCCAAGAGCGGCGGUGAGGCGUACAUUGGGUCCGCUGUAGCUAAUGACGGCGUGUUGGUAUCCCUGUGGAGCGAGACCACGGAACAAGGAGCUAAAUACUAUGGGUCCUGGACAUACCCCGCCUGUGUUCCCGUCUCUGACUAUUUCUACGACUCCUCAGUCGGACUUGUGCAGACACAUUUCUACAACGUGGAAGUAGGCAUUUCAGACCCCAAUAGGUUCAUCCCACCAAUGGAGUGCAAGAAACCAUAAAAAAGCCAAGUUAUCGUCUCUAAACGCCAAACAGUUUAGAUGCAUUAUACCUGCGAUUUCCUCGGACAGAUGAAGACCAACACACUGAAAUAGUUACGCUACAAGACCGCCGUUUAUUUUUCACAAGUUUUCGAUUAAAAAAAGAACAAAGUUUAUCUUUCACGUUUUUCAUAUUGAUGUCACUGAUAUUCCGACAUGAUUGCACUUACAAUGGCUACAGAUAACGUAUAAUAUUAAUAAAUACACAAGACUGUCCGUCAAAUAAAAUAGUCUACAAAAUA
Messenger RNA from Lingula anatina, 906 nucleotides. Its product is annotated as mammalian ependymin-related protein 1. Lineage: Eukaryota; Metazoa; Brachiopoda; Lingulata; Lingulida; Lingulidae. Gene Ontology annotation, molecular function: calcium ion binding. The record is from RefSeq and is a predicted model, not a curated record. Gene Ontology annotation, cellular component: lysosome; extracellular region. Gene Ontology annotation, biological process: cell-matrix adhesion.